Necator americanus (New World hookworm) is the source of this 336-nucleotide messenger RNA. RefSeq lists its product as uncharacterized. The record is from RefSeq and is a predicted model, not a curated record. Bases 1 to 336 code for a protein of 111 amino acids. NCBI's taxonomy places the organism in Eukaryota, Metazoa, Nematoda, Chromadorea, Rhabditida, Ancylostomatidae. The transcript is spliced from 4 exons.
AUGUCGAUAAAUGGGUACCAUUCUUAUGUGGAACGUUUGGACCCGAUACAUCGAUCAAAUCCGGCAACUUAUUCUGCAGAACGUGAUCAAACUGCCGUUACUAAUGGUGCUAAAGCUAUAGAAGACACGAAAACAUUGAUGACUAAAAACUGGAUGAGCGGAGAUCCGAAUGAAUCUCACAAGAAAGAAGAAAGUGCAACCCGCUCUAAACUCCACUCCAGAAAAGAUAUAUCUAUAAUCUCCGAAAUUUUCACAGCAAACCUCGGCAUGAUGGCGAUUCAGUAUUUGUAUGGCACGAGGCUGCGAGUUCGCCUCCUUCAGACACUUACGAACUGA